AUGGCGCAGCCGGCGAAGUCGCCCAAUUUCCUGGUCAUUGUGGCCGAUGACCUGGGCUACAGCGAUGUCAGUCCCUUUGGCGGCGAGAUCGAGACCCCGACCAUUGAGAGACUGGCAAAGGAGGGCAUCCGCCUGACCAACUUUCACACGGCGUCGGCGUGCUCGCCCACAAGAGCCAUGCUGCUAUCGGGGACCGACCACCACAUUGCCGGGCUCGGCCAACUCAGUGAGCACAUGAUGGGCCACGAAAACAAAUACAAGGGCCGCCCGGGGUAUGAAGGAUAUCUGAAUUUCCGGGUCGCCGCCGCAAGUGAGAUUUUUCAAGAUGCUGGCUACUUGACCCUCAUGUCCGGGAAAUGGCAUUUAGGUCUGGAGCCGCACCUGUCGCCGCACGCCCGUGGCUUUGACCGGUCGUUUUCUUUCCUCCCAGGGUCAGGGAACCACUACAACUACGAACCCCAGUCAGAGCCAGGCCGACCGACCCCACGGUUCAUGUCGUCCGACGGCUGGUGGAUGCAAGACGGCGAGAAGAUCGACCGCCAACGAGACCUGCCCGAGGAUUUCUACUCCUCCAAGACCUUCACGGAUCGACUGCUGGGAUUCUUCCAGGAGCGGUCGCCCAAGCAGAAGGACCAACCGUUCUUCGCCUUUUUGCCCUUUACCGCCCCACAUUGGCCUCUGCAGGCGCCACGAAAGACCAUCGAAAAGUACAAGGGUCGGUACGACACGGGGCCGGAGCGGCUGCGUGAACAGCGGCUCGCGAGCUUGAUUGAUUUGGGUCUGGUGCCCAAGGAUGUCGAGCCGGCACCCAUCACUGGAGCGCUACACAUCGACCAGGAAUGGGAGGCCAAAUCGCCGGAAGAACGGGAGCGCUCGGCGCGAAACAUGGAGGUGUAUGCCGCCAUGGUGGAUGAAAUCGAUCAGAACGUCGCCCGGGUAGUGUCAUAUCUCGAGUCGACCGACGAGCUGGACAACACGUUCAUUCUGUUCAUGUCGGACAACGGGGCCGAAGGCGUGCUUCUAGAAGCCAUCCCGACCAUGGGCGACAAACAGAGCUUUUCCGCCAUUCUCGACCAAUUCUACGACAACCGGUUGGAGAACAUUGGGAACCCGGACUCGUGGACCUGGUAUGGCCCGCGUUGGGCCUGCGCGUCCAUGGCUCCGUCUCGUGGGUUCAAGACCUGGAUCACCGAGGGCGGGAUCCGGUGUCCCUGCAUCGUGCGCUAUCCGAAGCUCCACCAGCCUGCGUACGCGCACACCGACGCCUUCACGACGGUCAUGGACAUUCUGCCCACCAUGUUGGAGCUCGCCGGCAUCAAGCCGCCGGCCGACACGUUCCGAGAACGGGCGAUCGUACCCAUGCGAGGCUCCAGUUGGGUCCCACACCUGACUUCACCAGAUCUGCAGUCCAGCAGCGUGCACGACGAGAACGAGCACAUCACGGGAUGGGAACUGUUUGGUCUGCGCGCCAUCCGCCGCGGGCCGUGGAAGGCGCUGUGGAUGCCGCCGCCCCGUGGCAAGGAUUGCUGGGAGCUGUACAACGUGGCCGACGAUCCUGGCGAGAUGCACGACAAGGCCGACGACGAGCCCGACAUAUUGGAGAUCCUGGUCAAGCACUGGGAACAGUACUACACGGAAACCGGCAUGUUUGACUACGGCCACGUUUUCCCGUACGUCAUGCAGUGA
Molecule: messenger RNA, 1686 nt
Organism: Capronia epimyces CBS 606.96
Lineage: Eukaryota; Fungi; Ascomycota; Eurotiomycetes; Chaetothyriales; Herpotrichiellaceae
Product: arylsulfatase
Exons: 3
Coding region: 1-1686 (561 amino acids)
Molecular function (GO): arylsulfatase activity
Source: RefSeq, a predicted model, not a curated record